AUGCGCCCACCAUCGCUCCUCCGCUGCUCCCGAUGCUGGCGCGGUCUAUCCACCUCGGUCUCGCUAAGUGCGAGGCAUCAAGACCACUACGCCGUCCUAAAGCUCCCACACAACGCAACAAAAGCGCAGAUCAAAGCGCGGUUCUACGAACUAUCCAAAAAAACGCACCCUGACGCGCCCGGUGGCUCCAGCACCGCCUUCCACACGAUCAACGACGCGUACGCUGUACUUGGUGACGACGCGCAACGGGUAGCAUAUGACCGGCAACACGUACCUCGGGCAAGCGGAAGUGGGGUUGGGGCAGGAUUCCACCCGCAUUCGCCGCAGGCGCGCCGGGCAGCGGGUCCGCAUAGGGCAUGGGAAGGAGGGCCGAUGGGGGAUGGGAGAGGGACGUGGGGCAAGGCGGCGCCAGGGCCGGCUUGGACUGGACGGAGGAAGGUGGAUCCGAAUUUGGGGUGGGGGAUGGGGAUGGGGGGGUCUAGCGGGCACAACUCCACAGGCGACCUAGGCGGCAUGCGCUGGGGCAAGAAGGAGAGUCCGCGAGAAAAGGCCAACCGCGAGAAGAGGUUUGGCGCCGCACGUCGAAAAGAAGAAAUCGAGGGUGAGAGUACCGGGGUGCGGCUGCUCGUCGUUGUCAUCCUCCUCUUCUGUAUCAUGGGAAUUGGGGGCGGCUUCUCGACGAGCAGUGCGGAGGUAGAAGAAGAAUUGGAUUAG
Molecule: messenger RNA, 714 nt
Organism: Cutaneotrichosporon cavernicola
Lineage: Eukaryota; Fungi; Basidiomycota; Tremellomycetes; Trichosporonales; Trichosporonaceae
Exons: 3
Coding region: 1-714 (237 amino acids)
Source: RefSeq, a predicted model, not a curated record